AUGACUCUUACUGACAGAUUUUACGAACCAGGCAUCAUCAAUACAAGUAUCAAUCCACCAGCUGACGAUGCUUUCGAAAUACCAGAGCACUCUCUGUAUGUGCAGAGAAACAAGAGUACGGGGAAUCUGCUUUCGAAGACGCAGGAGACUACAGAAAGGGGACGUGUGCGGUACUCCAUUGAUGCCGGGACGACACAAGAGCUGAAUAUGGCCAAGUUGGUAACCGAUCAUGCUCCACCCCGAGCAGUCCCGCUGAUCGCUUGUACAAAUAGAACACAGCUACUUGAGCAUGAUAAUACCUUAGGACUGUCAGGCUUACGUCGCAUACGUGGACAGCCGCUGACUAGAGCUCCAACAAUGCCUUCGUCUCCGGACUCGUCCUUCAUUGCCCCUCAGCUGCUUUCUGCCUCCGCCAUGCCUAAUUCAGCCACUUCAUCGAGAUCUGCCUCGCUGCAUAUCAUGCCCACACCGACAUCUCCUGGGGUUGAAGACCUUCAGCGUUUCCCUUCCGAGUCUCUUCACUCAUUCUCCUUCGCGCAUCAGUCAGAAGACUUCCUCCACACCCGUCAGAACGUUCUCAAAAAGUCAAUAGAAUUCAUGCGCGAUCGUCUAGGCUGGGCGGCGAGCAGUCCAGCGCUAGCAAGUGCUCAAGCUCGGGUGAGUGGAGAUGCAGAGCUUCAGAGCAUGAUGGAGCUCUUGAAAAAAGCAAAUUUACUUGGGGUAGACACAAGCAGAGCCGUCGAAGACAGAUCAGACUAUGGACCACUUACAGGACCACCAGAUUUGAAGGGGUUGAACAUCUUCGAAAAGAGCUUCAGCCAAAAACCGGGAAGAAUAUCAGAGGAAGCUGUGAUCGACAAUGAACCGGACGUAGAUGACGAUGCGAACGAUUUCGGCUUGGAUGAAGGAGGUCUUAAGCUUAUGGAUGCAGAGCCUCGGGCCCGACGAUCAAGCCUCAAGCGCACCUUCACAGACAUCUCUUCCCUUUCCCUUCAGGCAAAAUUGAUGGAGGCUUUAGCACAACCAUAUUCAGAAAACGGUCAGAAGUCAUCCUAUAGUUUGUUGUCACCAACCCCUCUGCCGGGAGCUCUCCCGGCGGCACAAGCUGCAGCAGGCCCUUCUGUGCACAGCCAUAGCAGCAAGUGGGCACCUGCAGCUCAGGCCGUGUUCAGGACCGAAGCAAAAUCUCCGUGGACCAUCCUGGCCGCGAACGAUCUUGCCUGCCUCGUUUUUGGGGUUACCAGAGCCGAGGUUCGAACGCUUGGCAUCCUCGAGGUAGUCCAGGAAGAUAGGAGGAGCUGGUUAGAAGAGAAACUCCGAGGGCCAGGUCCUGACUCGGCCGAAAAGGCGAGAGUUGCUGCAAACCUAUCACUCACGAAUGGCACGGUCAAGAAGUCGCUUGUUGGUUCCAGAGGUGGUAUAACCGCACAGCUACUCAGCAAAGCUCCUGCGCGGGAAAAGACCCAACGCAGAGCUCAAACGGACGAUGGCUCGGGUGGCUACUAUAAGCCAAGGAGGCCUAAGAACCAUCCCGCCACCAGAUCUCGAGGUGUUCUUCUAUGUGGAGAUGUGGUUCCCAUCCGGAAGAGAAAUGGAUCUACCGGAUCGGCAAGCUUCUGGGUGAUGGAAAAGCGCGGAGGCCUGAUCUGGGUGCUGGAAGAAAUCAUUGAAAAUGUUGCCGUCCUUAAGCUCGAUGAAGAAGGCUUCGUUUCCGAAGCCAGAGGCGACGUGGAGCCAAUAUGGGGGCAUGAAAGGAUCAAGAAAGGCACUUCUAUUUUAUCGUUGUUUGGGCACCUGCCGAGUGACUGUACUGGAGGCAAAAAGGGUGACCUAAUUUCAACCAUAUCGAAUCUUCGCCAUCUAACCGCCCGCACAAGCCACGGUAUCAAUGUUCCAACCACGAAUAGCGCAAUGUCUGGUCUUGGAGACAUUCGUGUCUCAAGCUUCCCACAUAUUGCUGGCGUCAUGGUCCUCUCGCCCUCGUCGCUGAGAAUCACUAGCUCCAACGCCGUUUUCGCGGCGGCUCUGUUCGGUCAGGAGCAUCCUGAGGGAUCAUUGAUCAUGGAACUCAUACCCGGUUUUGAUGAUCUACUACGCUUCUUGACAGAGGAGGACAAAGUGGAUCUUGUUGAUGGCAUAGUCGUACCGGAGCAUAGUUUCCGCCGAGCCAGGGCCCUGAUGUUAUUGCGAGAAGGUAAAGCUAAUGCUGCGAGCAUCUUUCUCCGACCAUCAGGGCUUACAGCUAGACACCGGGAUGGCGCCGAGCUGAUGGUAGACGUACAAAUGCGUGUGGUGAGGAGUGAAUCUGUCUUUCCUGUUGGCACCCAAAAGACGAUCGAGGAGACGGAGGAAGGCACUGAUGAUGAGAAAAUGGCUGUGACGGAAGUUGUCUAUGCUUUAUGGAUCACAUACUCGAGGCAGCUUCACUCAGCUGGCCUGGGUACUACGGGAACGGAGGGGUCUCGCGUUUCACGACCGAUAACCCCUCCAAGCCAGCCGUCGCCCGGACAGACUAUCGCCUCGGCCUCGCCUGACCCUUCGUUCUCGGUCCAUUCGUCUAAGUCGGCAGAUAGCUCUCAGCUUUCUCUGACAACGCAGCAGCUGCAGGAAUCGAUUUCCACGACGAUCUCAGAUGAGCCAUUGGAGCAUCCCGGUCCCAACGUCGUCAAUCCUUCUACAGAGCCCUACAAGAAAAAGACGAUCAGUGACUUUGUCAUCCUAGAAGAGAUGGGUUCCGGAGCGUACGGUCAAGUCAAGUUGGGUCGGUACAAGAAAAACAAUUCACGCAAGAUGGUCUUGAAGUAUGUUACCAAAAGGAGAAUCUUGGUUGACACCUGGACUCGUGAUCGGCGGCUGGGCACGGUCCCGUUGGAGAUACAUGUGAUGGACUACUUGCGGAGGGACGGUUUGAAGCACCCAAACAUAGUUGAAAUGGUUGAUUUCUUUGAAGAUGACAUCAACUACUACAUCGAGAUGCGGCCUCAUGGAAUCCCAGGGAUGGACUUAUUUGACUAUAUCGAGCUACGCACUAAUAUGGAGGAAGGGGAAUGCCGAAGCAUCUUCAAGCAGGUUGUUGACGCCAUCCAUCACCUGCAUACCACAGCUCUGGUUGUUCACCGGGAUAUCAAAGACGAAAACGUCGUACUUGAUGGCGAGGGGAGGAUCAAGUUGAUCGAUUUUGGAAGUGCUGCCUAUAUCAAGAACGGACCCUUCGAUGUCUUUGUCGGCACAAUUGAUUAUGCCGCACCCGAAGUCCUUCAAGGCAAAGCAUACCGAGGCAAAGAGCAAGAUGUAUGGGCCCUGGGAAUCCUUCUUUACACAAUCGUCUACAAGGAAAAUCCCUUUUACAACAUUGAGGAAAUCCUCGACCAUCCUCUUCGAGUACCUUUCAUACCCUUUUCCGAAGCCUGCAUUGACCUGAUCCGAAGAAUGUUAGACCGAGACGUUGACGAGAGAAUCACGAUUACAGAAGUGAUGGAACACGCCUGGAUAGUUGGGGAGUAA
Molecule: messenger RNA, 3504 nt
Organism: Endocarpon pusillum Z07020
Lineage: Eukaryota; Fungi; Ascomycota; Eurotiomycetes; Verrucariales; Verrucariaceae
Exons: 2
Coding region: 1-3504 (1167 amino acids)
Biological process (GO): protein phosphorylation; negative regulation of glycogen biosynthetic process; intracellular signal transduction
Cellular component (GO): cytosol; cytoplasm; nucleus
Molecular function (GO): ATP binding; protein serine/threonine kinase activity
Source: RefSeq, a predicted model, not a curated record